AUGCCAUCAAAGUCAACAAAAGAUUCAAAUGCUCCAAGAAAACCAUUAUCUGCUUAUAUGUUAUUUUCGGCUGAUGAACGACCGAAAUUAAAAGCAUCAGGUUUAGAUAAUUUUAUUGAAAUAAGUAAAGCAUUAGGUGCUGCAUGGAAACAAGCUGAUUCAAAAGCAAAAGCUCAUUAUGAAAAAGAACAUGAACGAGAAAAAAUUCGAUAUGAAAAUGAAUUAAAAGACUAUGAAAAAUCUGGUGAACCAGCUCCAUCAUCAAAAUCAGCUCAAAAAAGUAAUCCACCAUCAAAAAGUACAACAACUAAAUCUACAACAACAACAUCAAAAAAGAAUACGGCAGUUGUUAAAAAUGAAAAAAAUGAGAGUGAUAAUGAUGAAGGCGACGAAGAUGAAGAUGAAAAUGCGUCUGAAGAAGAAGAAGAGGAAGAAGAAAAACCAGCUCCACCAGUUAAAAAUUCACGAAAGAAAAAUUAA
Rotaria sp. Silwood2 is the source of this 480-nucleotide messenger RNA. Lineage: Eukaryota; Metazoa; Rotifera; Eurotatoria; Philodinida; Philodinidae. The record is from the annotation of a GenBank genome assembly.